AUGGGUACUUCGGGCCCCUUUCUUGGUAUUUUGAUGCUAUGCAUCAUUUGUGCUAUUUUCCUAGGUCUGUUCUGGUCUCGAGAUUACAUCAGGCAUAUCAGAUGGCAACGGCAACAAGCCGCCCGGCAGAGGCGAGAAGAAGAAGGGCAGCUCACCCCGUCAGACGCCAGCCUGACUGAGCUUUCCAUCGUGAGCUCGGCUUCAUCGUCACCCGUGUACGAGCCUGAACCCAUCUACCCUCCACCACAACCCGCACCUCGACCUGCCGCGGCAGGGUAUGCGAGACAACCGGUUCCGCCGUCCGCUCUCAACGCCGACAGCAGUGCCACGGUUGCGUCUUCUUCGAGACUCAGGGCGACCACUACUGUCUAUCACUACUUCGGCGAUACUCGUUCCGCUUUAGCGGGCCCCUCAUCCACCGCAACCAUCAUAUCCGAAGGGUCGUCGGCGUCAAAGUCACUUCCCCCUCCGUAUGCCAGCAGUGAGGAAGUCGAACUCCCAGUGUACGGGACCAGUCGAAGUUUCUCAAGAAACGCAGCAGUCGAAGCACAGAAUGCCUUCGCUGCCGAAGAUACCGAUACUAGUUCCAGAACUGGUUUCGAAGAGAGGCGAUCAUCAACACCGCCGACGCCGCGACCACGGGCUCCUACGCCCGCGUCAGAGGCCCGAAUGACGACACCGAUGCCAUCGGCAGCCGCACCGGCAACACCAGCAAUGGCCCGUAGACAACGGACAUUUGUCCUCGACCCCCCAGCCACUCCCAUCAUUCGGCCACAAAGAGCGAGGGUUGCACCUCAUCAAAGGCUGAGAAGGGAGCGUCAAGCACUGGCUCUUGAGAGACGAUACCCGAUCUUGAGGACGUUCCAGUAG
Molecule: messenger RNA, 870 nt
Organism: Exophiala dermatitidis NIH/UT8656
Lineage: Eukaryota; Fungi; Ascomycota; Eurotiomycetes; Chaetothyriales; Herpotrichiellaceae
Exons: 1
Coding region: 1-870 (289 amino acids)
Source: RefSeq, a predicted model, not a curated record